Homarus americanus (American lobster) is the source of this 2090-nucleotide messenger RNA. RefSeq names its product UBX domain-containing protein 6-like. Gene Ontology annotation, molecular function: protein binding. The record is from RefSeq and is a predicted model, not a curated record. The coding region runs from base 647 to 1900 and encodes 417 amino acids. Lineage: Eukaryota; Metazoa; Arthropoda; Malacostraca; Decapoda; Nephropidae. The transcript is spliced from 12 exons. Gene Ontology annotation, cellular component: cytoplasm.
GGGGUUAGUAAGGAGCGCCAGACGCAGUGUUGUGGUACGUCAUCUGACUCGUUCAUCAGAUUUAAUAAGUCUCUUCCUUACCUUCUAUUUCUUUCCUGAAUUGUGAUGAACGAAGCCGCCUUGGAGGUGGCAGCAGGGGUCAACUCUACAGUGGCACAGAUCACUUCAGCACUGCGUUUGCUGGUUUCUGCUGCUACCGCCAUCGUCUUGGACGCUGAGGGUCAGGUGUCUCUGCAGUCCUUCUAUCAGGUUACAGUUAUUGAUAUACAGUGUAUCAGAAGUUCCAGUGUACAGCUACAUCUGCCAACUGCUGUUGAGCUAUGACAUGUUUUAUUUAACAUCACAACUGUGGUGCAAAACGCUGCAUAUACUGGCUGGGAACAUUUUUUGUGGUGGUUAGGGCCAACACCUCUACAAGGUCAUGUGUUGAAAGCUCUCAUCUUUAUUCUGGUAGCCAACUUCUUCCUCAUCAAAGUCUUUUGGUGUGUGUAUGCUAAACGGAUCUCUCAUACACUGUCAUUUAACAGCCUUCGUGUUGUGGAAGACGUGUUGAAGAAGAACACAAGCUCAAAGCCAUCAAAGAAGGAAUUAACAAGUAAAAUUGCAAUCUAGUACUUCAGCAGUAGACCUCUACCAAAUAGAAGAGAUGGAUGCCAUCAAGAAAUUUUUUGAGAAAAAGAAGGCAGAUACUAAGUUUAAGGUUGCUGGUCAUGGACGCAGCCUGACAAUGGGUGAUGGUCCAACACAUCUUCGAUCUCAGCCAUCUAGGAGUGUACCACAGCACCGCCAUACUCCUACACACGAUGCUCAACGUGCUGGAGCAGCAGCUCUAGCAAGAAUGGAACAACAGUCAAAGAAGACAGAUGUUAACUGGUCCCUACAAGCCAUUAAGGCUCAGGCACGACGUGAACUUGAAGCUGAGCAAAAAGCUUUGGAACAAAUGACUCUAAGUGGACAAGAUAUACCACCAGGGCCUAAAGAAGUUAACCUAGAUGGUGCCCCCAUGCUGGCUGUCCAGGGGGUCUUCUUUUAUUGUUCACUCCUUGGCCCUGAGGUGGCAACAUACGAUGAAAUCAAGAGACAGAUACGUGAAUUCCUUUAUGCUCAGGUGGAGGAAGAUAAGGCCAUCUCCUCCUGCCUCAUCAUCCACACUUGUAAUAAGAAUAAAGAAAAGAUUAGCAUUUGUGUUGAAACUUUGUGCAAGUAUAUUGAAAACAUUGUAACUAACCCCACUGAAGAGAAGUUCCACAAGAUCAGAAUGUCAAACAAAGCUUACCAAGAGAGGAUCCUUCCUAUUGAGGGUACAAAGGAGUUCUUGGAGGCUGCUGGGUUUACAGAACAGGAGCUGCCAUUCAAUGAUAGUGCCGAAAAAUUUUGGGUGUUUCCUGAGGAUAAUCUGAGCGAUGUAGCUGCUCUGGAACAAUUGCGAGAUGCUCUUGUGAGUGCUGAGCCGGUACGCCCACAGCUUGAUCGCAGCCUUACCAUCCUUCUUCCUGCUGAAGCGGCCACACACAUAGACUUGCCAGCAGAAUUUUUCAACUUGACUGCCGAUGAAUUGAAACGUGAAAUGCAGAACAGAGCAACUGCUGUUGAGAGAAGUCAGAUGUUAUUAACAAAAGCCAUGAGAGAGCGACAGGAGUUAAGGGAGAUGAGAAAAUAUAGGUUUUCCCUUAUUCGGGUGCGGUUUCCAGAUGGUCUUAUUCUCCAAGGAACUUUUGGAGUGCAUGAGAAAGUUGAGGAAGUAAUGAAAUUUAUCAGGGAAUGCCUUGUCAAUGACUGGCGCCCAUUCUUCCUUUCCCUAAGUGGAGGUGGAAAGGUCAAUAUUAAGUUUUAUCUUAUCUACAAAUUUAUAUAUGUUAUCAACUUAUCAUUUGUGUGUGAAGUAUGUCCUCAUUUUUAGUCUCAUUAGUUUAUCACAUUCUUAACCCCUUUCAGCAUUUGAGGGACAGUUCUAGUUUACCACCUGAUGUUAACAUGUUUUACAUGUGAUCACAUUUUGUUCAAGCUUGGUUCCAAAGCUAUCUGAAGAGCUACUUUCCAUUAACACCCAGAUCUUUCACUCCUUGAAAUAAAAUGGUGCUCUAUAGGUG